Molecule: messenger RNA, 1192 nt
Organism: Cryptomeria japonica (Japanese cedar)
Lineage: Eukaryota; Viridiplantae; Streptophyta; Pinopsida; Cupressales; Cupressaceae
Product: bifunctional pinoresinol-lariciresinol reductase 2
Exons: 5
Coding region: 207-1175 (322 amino acids)
Molecular function (GO): oxidoreductase activity
Source: RefSeq, a predicted model, not a curated record
CAAACAGUUGCAGCAAAUUGUGAUUUAAAUUAGCCCGUAGAACACAUUUUGUUUGUCUUUUUACAAUCAAACAAAAGAAAAAAAACAUCUAAAAAUGGUUAAUCUGUUAUGCUAUUGCUAUAAGAUCAUGGAAUGAAAUGGGGAUGAACAAGACUUGAAGAGGGCUUAGAACAAUAUUUUGGAGGGGGGGUGAUUUUUGUGAAGAAAUGGGAGGGGAAGAAUCAGGAACAUGUGAGGAGAAGAGUAGGAUUUUGAUAGUGGGAGGCACUGGUUACAUAGGCAGGAGGUUCGUGAGAGCCAGCUUGAGCCUUGGCCAUCCCACUUAUGUCUUGUUUCGCCCAUUUACAGGUCUUGAUAUUGAGAAGUUGCAAAUGUUAUUUUCUUUCAGAAAUGCUGGUGCCCAUCUGGUUAAGGGGUCUUUUGAUGAUAAAGAGAGCCUUGUGGCCGCUGUGAAGCAAGUGGACGUUGUUAUAUGUGCGAUUGCUGGAAACCACAUCCGCAGCCAUGCAAUCCCUGAACAGAUAAAGCUGGUGGAAGCCAUUAAAGAGGCCGGCAACAUCAAGAGAUAUCUUCCGUCUGAAUUCGGAAUAGACCCUGACAAAAUGAUGGACGCAAUAGAGCCAGGAAACGUGACUUUCAUCGACAAAAGAGAAGUGAGAGGUACGAUUGAAGCAGCGGGGAUCCCUUACACCUAUGUCUCUGCAAACUGCUUUGCCGGUUACUUCGUGGGGGGUCUUGCCCAACGCGGUCGUUUAACACCACCCACUGACACAGUUUUCCUCUACGGUGAUAGCAAUGUAAAAGCAAUUUGGGUGGAUGAAGAUGACGUUGCAAUUUACACAAUAAAGUCUGCUGUAGAUCCUCGCACUGUUAACAAGGCUGUUUACAUUCGCCCUCCAGCUAAUAUUCUGUCACACAGAGAGGUGAUUGAAUUAUGGGAGAAAAAGUCUGGCAAUGUCUUGCAGAAGAUAUCCGUGUCAAGAGAUGAGUACUUGAAUCUUAUGAAAGGUGAGAACUUGGCGGAGCAGAUUGGCAUGACACAUUUCUACCACAUAUUCUACGACGGAUGCCUCUAUAAUUUUGAGAUAGGUGAGGAGGGAAGAGAGGCUAGUCAGCUAUACCCAGAUGUCAAAUACACCACUGUAGAUGCCUAUCUUGAUCGCUAUCUAAUAUGACAAUCAACUCUGUCUCA